UUGUAUAGUUGUUGAUUUCAAGGGCUAGUCUCUUUGUUGUUUUUGAAUACGAGAGGCUGGUCGUCAUCCGAUCCUCUUUCAUUUCUCUAAACCAAGUAGAGGAAUUGAACAAGUUCCAAAAGGGUGAUCAUAUAUAUAUAGAUAUGGCUCCUGUUUCAUUGCCUCCUGGUUUUCGUUUCCACCCGACUGACGAGGAACUUGUUGCCUACUACCUCAAAAGAAAGAUUAAUGGUCGUGAGAUUGAAUUGGAGGUCAUCCCCGAAGUUGAUCUCUACAAAUGUGAACCAUGGGAGUUACCAGGGAAGUCAUUAUUACCAAGCAAAGAUCUUGAAUGGUAUUUCUUUAGUCCACGGGAUCGGAAGUAUCCCAAUGGAUCAAGGACUAAUCGGGCAACCAAAGCCGGAUAUUGGAAGGCCACCGGGAAGGAUCGAAAAGUGAACUCUCAGACGCGUGCUGUCGGCAUGAAGAAAACCCUUGUUUAUUAUCGAGGGCGAGCCCCUCACGGUGCUCGAACUGGUUGGGUUAUGCAUGAAUACCGUCUGGACGAGAGAGAAUGUGACAAUGCUCCUUCAGGCUUGCAGGAUGCAUAUGCACUUUGUCGAGUGUUCAAGAAGAGUACUACACCUAGUCCGAAGAUCGGAGAGCAUUAUGUUACCACAAAUACCUACCAACUAACUAGCAACCACUCAUCAAGCAUUGACCUAUAUUCUGAGGGAAGAGGUGAUCAAGAUUUGGAGAGAUCAGAUAAUUAUCAAAUGCCAUAUGAUUCUUGCUCACCCAGCAUGCUUACUGGAUCAUCACUUGAUCAUAUGAAUGCAGCAAGAGAUGGGAAAUGGAUGCAGUACUUAUCAGAAGAUGCAUUUAACUUAACCCCUCCACCAUUUCCAAAUUAUGCAAAUGUUUCAUACCCUCCAUCCAAAGUGGAUAUAGCAUUAGAGUGCGCAAGGAUGCAGCAUCGAUUCUCACUUCCUCCAUUAGAGGUGGAUGAUUUUCCUCAAGCUGGAUUCACCGACUUUAGAAUAAUGUCACAGUCAACCCCGAUACGAGAAAGUGCAAAUGAAACCGAUAUUUUGCAGGAAAUCCUUUCAGUAGCUCAAGCUUCUCAGGAACUAAUAAAUCACUCAAACAUUCCGGACACAUGGGGUGGAAAUUAUGCCCCUGAUGAUGAUUUUUCCUUUAUGGUUGGCAGCAGAGAUCAUACACGUAAUAUUCAAGUUGGUGACAUGAAUUCUGAGAGAUAUUGGGAGGAUCCAAGUACAAGGUCUACGCAUAUUGGAGAUAUGGAUGGAGAUUUUAAGACGGAGAGAAUUAUGGCAGAGAACCUGAGAUGGGUGGGAAUGUCCGACAAAGAUCUUGAGAAGAGUUUAAUGGUGGAAGAACACAAGAUUGUUCCAAUAGAAGAUAUUUCAUGCUUCCAGAGAGGAGAAGAGCAUGAGAUUCAAGGAGAUCACAGUGGGCACACCAAAAGCUGCAAUGAGUUCAAUGACUCAGAGAUAAACAGUUUCCCACUUGGAUUUAUCAACGAUAUUGAGCCAAACGACAACUUCCAGCUUGAUGAUGGAGACAUGGAUGAUUAUUCAAAUUCUCCAAGCUUCGAGGUGAUUGAGGAAAUUAAAGUCAACCACGGAAUGUUUGUCUCAACUCGCCAGGUGGCCGAGACAUUCUUUCACCAAAUAGUUCCUUCGGAGACGGUCAAGGUCCACCUAAACCCAGCAAUGAUGAAAAACUUGUCGGUUGAUCAUCGGAAAUCUGAUGUACAAAUAAGGUCGCCUGAGAAUAAUAUUAGAUCAUCUUCUUCCUUUAGAAAAUUUAAAUUUGUAGCAAGUGAACUUCUUUCAAUGGUCGCACUUGUUUUGGUGCACCUAUAUGUCGGGGGAUAUCUGGAAGAAGAAGAUGGGUUUACUGCAACUGCUGGAAAAGUGAAAGGGAAAGGAUGCUGCCCUAACAAUAUGAAGAACAAGGAAAGAAGUGAAAGGAAAAAACAGGAUUCGUUGGUAAUUAACACACAAGGAGGUGGGAAUUAUAGUUUUAGUGCCUUUUCCAAGAGUGUAGGGAUCUUCCUCACCAUUUCUUUAGCUCUUUGUACCAUGUGGGCAAACCACAUUAUACCCACUGCUUGAUUUCCUGAUGAUUUUCAUUUUAUUUCUAACUUUAGUUGCUAAUUUGGGAAGCAUAAGUCAG
Corylus avellana is the source of this 2181-nucleotide messenger RNA. RefSeq names its product NAC domain-containing protein 86. Gene Ontology annotation, molecular function: DNA binding. Lineage: Eukaryota; Viridiplantae; Streptophyta; Magnoliopsida; Fagales; Betulaceae. The record is from RefSeq and is a predicted model, not a curated record. Gene Ontology annotation, biological process: regulation of DNA-templated transcription.